Messenger RNA from Didymodactylos carnosus, 1023 nucleotides. NCBI's taxonomy places the organism in Eukaryota, Metazoa, Rotifera, Eurotatoria, Philodinida, Philodinidae. The record is from the annotation of a GenBank genome assembly.
AUGUUAUACAUGAAUCGAUAUUAUAUUUUUUCAUUUUCUCAAUUAUGUAUUUUAUUUCUUUUUGUUGCGUGUCAUAAUAACAAUAGUGACAACGAUCAUUUAAAAUCGAAUGCUAUUAUCGAUAAAAAUCGAGAACAUUCUCACAAUAUUAUUUUAACAACAAGUACACAAAGAUCCCCCAUAUAUUUUCGAAAUCAAAUUCCUCCACCAACAUCAACAACUACAAAAAUGUCGUUGACCAUUUCAGCAAAACCAGAAAAAAUGAUGUAUAAAGAUUUGAAACCUGUUGAAAAUUUUAUCAAAAUAUUUAUGGUUGGUAAUAAUGUUCUAUUACAAAAUCUCACUGCAACAAUGACUGAAACAUUUAUUCAUGACACAAUCGAACAAUCAAAUAAUGAUAAUUAUCAUCAUGAAUUCAUUCCAUCAAUAUCAACGAUGAACGAUAUGUCAAAUUUUUUUUUCUCUAACUUCUUAUCACAACCAUCAAGACGUACUCAUAACUCAUCAAUUUCCAUGAUUAUGACAUCAAUCAAAAACCCAAUAUUCCAAAGUCCACCGUUCAUCUCGAUUCCAGUUCCACAUGAUACACAAAUGUUUAAUAAUAUUAUAAACAACAAUUAUGAUCCGAUAUUGUCUGCAAUAAUGCAAGAACUUAUGUAUAAAAAUAGGCAAAUCACAACAUCAACGUCAUUUGAUCACACAAUAGAAAAUACGCCAACGCCAAUGACAGUAAAAACGAUACAAUUACCAACACAAAUCAGACCGACACCUAUUGUCAAACUAAAAGAAGAUGAAAAUAGAAAUGUUAGAUUCUAUCAACAAUUAUUCCGUUUCUUAUUUGAAACUGCCAGUGGUUUAAUGUUAUUGUCAAUUUUAUCUAUUAUGUUAUGCUUUUGGAUAAUUGCUGUUUCUAUACAUACACCAAAACAUCAUCAUACAACUAUUCGUUAUAUACCGAUGGAUAAUAAAGAUCCUAGAAAACAGAUACACAAGUUACUUCAACAACAUGAUUGUAGUGUUUAG